AUGCCCACAGCCUCCGUUGCCCCCGGCGACAGUGCCAGUCCUGGAGAGAAGAGUCCGACCGGAGGCUCGUCUGCGGCGUCGAAGCGAGCGCGCACGGCGUACACCAGCGCGCAGCUGGUGGAGCUGGAGAAGGAGUUCCACUUUAACCGUUACUUGUGCCGACCGCGGCGCGUGGAGAUGGCCAACCUGCUCAACCUGUCGGAGCGACAGAUCAAGAUCUGGUUCCAGAACCGCCGCAUGAAGGGGCCCGUCCCCCACCGGCUCCCCCCCCUCACCAUGCAGUCCACCGCCGGCUUCCUCAACUCCAUGCACCCCAUGAGCGGGGGCUACGACGCCCCGUCCCCCCCCUCCUUCAACAAGCACCAGGGAGUGUCCUACUCCAUGUCCACUGCCUACUCCAACGUCCCCAUGAAGGGCUGCCCCCCCCAGCAGAAGUACGGGGCCCCGGACCCCGACUACGACCCCCUCACCACGGAUUAG
Messenger RNA from Knipowitschia caucasica, 480 nucleotides. The record is from the annotation of a GenBank genome assembly. Lineage: Eukaryota; Metazoa; Chordata; Actinopteri; Gobiiformes; Gobiidae.